UGUAUUACUGUCAUAUAUGAUCUAACUCUUAAGUUGUUUUAGUAAAAUGAAACAGAAUGGAAACCGAUCUUGAAAACCUUGUCCGUCGAAAUAGACAACAUUUUACGUCUUUUUCAGGUGGCCCACCUUUUUGAACUAGAAUAAAUUAGUAUCAACCAAUGAGAUUUCAUGACGUCACAAUACACGCCCCCAACUGGCCUUCAACAAACCUUCACGCUAUUGCGUUUUUCAUAGAAGAGAAGCAAUAUUACUAGUACUGUUGAUUCAAAAUUACUCGUCCGGUGAAAUAAUCAAGAAAACAAUUUGCAAGCAUUUUUGUACAGGUUUUAUCUUGAUAUUAAGUUGGUAUAGCUGAAAGGAAAAGGAAAUACUACGAUUAUACUAAGAAAGAUUUCCAUUGCGACGUGGCUGACUGGCUGGGACUACAAACGUAUUUUACAAAAAGCGAUAUUUUUCGUACAACAAGUGAACUACAAGAAAAAUGACUCUUGGUGACCAAAAGGCACAAACUUUGGAAGUAGGAGACUGGGUUAUCAUCGCCGCUUAUUUCGUUCUUUGUCUUGGAGUUGGACUUUUCUCCAAGUUCAGAAAACAAAGAGGAAAACAAGAGACCUCUGAAAGUUACUUUUUGGCUGGUAGAUCUAUGCUAUGGUGGGCUGUGGGGCCCAGCUUGUUUGCCAGUAACAUUGGAAGUGAGCACUUUAUUGGAUUAGCUGGUUCUGGUGCAGCAACAGGGGUGGGCGUGGUAUCCUACGAAUGGCAGGCAUGUUGGGUAUUAUUGCUACUUGGCUGGGUGUUUGUACCAAUCUACCUAAGGUCAAGAGUAUUCACCAUGCCAGAGUAUUUAAAAAAGAGGUUUCAAAGUCGCUGGGUGAGAACAUACCUCACUGCAGUUGCACUUAUUUCCUACGUAUUCACAAAAACCUCAGUUGAUAUCUAUGCUGGAAGUGUGUUCUUGUAUGAGGCAGUUGGUUGGAACGUGUAUAUUUCUGCUGCUGUCAUCCUACUAAUCACAGCCAUUUACACACUGCUAGGUGGACUAAUGGCUGUAAUCUUUACUGACGUCCUGCAGUGUGCUAUCAUGAUCAUUGGUGCUAUUGUACUAGCUAUUAUGAGUUUUGUGAAAGUUGGUGGAUAUAAUGAAUUAUGGAGAAAAUACGAAAGUGCUGUCGGGAUGCCAUACAAAGUUGUAACCAACACGACGGCUAUGAACUAUACUGCAAAUGGUACGAGUACUGAGGCUUGUUACAAGAUGACUCCUUACUGGGGUAAUAUGAUACGACCACUAGAUGACCCAGACUACCCCUGGUUAGGGAUAUGGACCACAUUACCUAUAAUGGGUAUCUGGUAUUGGUGUACGGACCAGGUGAUCGUUCAGCGCGCUCUUGGGGCCAAGAAUAACGUUCAUGCUAAAGCAGGGUCAAUCUUUGCUGGACUUCUCAAAAUUCUUCCUAUGUUUAUCAUGGUGAUGCCUGGUAUGAUCAGCCGGGUAUUGUUUCCAGACUCCAUCGCGUGCGCUGAUGCUGUGAGCUGUCUUCACUACUGUAAUAAUAAAUGGGGAUGUACAAAUAACGCUUAUCCCAAGCUGGUAUUGAACGUUCUCCCCACGGGUCUUGUUGGUUUGAUGAUGGCUGUGAUGAUGGCUGCUCUUAUGUCGUCCUUAUCAUCAGCAUUCAACAGCAGUGCUACUAUAUUUACUGUUGAUGUAUGGCUAAUAUUCAGACCAAGUGCUAAAGAGAGGGAAAAAUUGAUCGUUGGUCGUGUGGUUGUUCUGUUAUUGGUUGGUAUCAGCCUAGUGUGGUUACCAAUCAUACAGGGUGCUCAUGGUUCCCAACUGUUUGUCUACAUUCAAACCAUUCAAUCCUACCUAGCUCCACCAAUCACAAUGGUCUUUGGUCUAGGUAUCCUAUGGCCGCGCCUAUCUGAGGCAGGUGCUCUGUCUGGCUUAAUUGUUGGAUUUAUAAUGGGAAUGUUUAAGUUUAUUUUUGGCAACAUUUAUCCUCCCCCUGAUUGUGGUCAGCCAGACGCACGACCAGGAUUCGUCAAGCUUCAUUUUAUGUAUUAUGCCAUUAUUAUAUUUGGAGUGAGUGGCAUAGUAAUGGCUGUUGUCAGCUUCUUCACUAAACCAGUUCCUCGUCAUCAAUUGGGUGGUCUUACAUGGAGUACUAUCAACGAUCCACCAAUGGCUUGUGGUGCUAUUGGUGAAGAAGGUCUAGAUGUUACACCAGAUCCUGAACGGGCUAUAGCUAAUGGAACUAUGCCCAGUACUGAUGGCGUUUCUUUGCAGCUUCUUGAAGUCAAGAAGGACCAAGGAGAAAGAAAGGAUGUUAUAGUAACCUGCGAUGAAGUGUAUCUUGAGGUAGUUCAAUUCAGCGAGGAAAGCAAGCUUCUAAAGUGGGCUAUGAGAGGAUUCACGAUCCUUGUACUCUUUACUCUGGUGUUUUUAUGGAUCUAUUAUCGCUAACCGUAGUGUUUUCUACCUAUGGCUAUUAAGUCUGAUGAAAAAUAUUAUUGAGGGAGUUUUAUAAACAUUUUCAUCUAUAUAAUUGGUAACAGCUGGAAUUUUUCUCAAAAAGGUUUUCAUACGCAAUAUUCCUAUAGAUUUGCAAUGCUUGUGAAUUAAAUAAGUGUGCUUCUUUGUAUAAAUAGUUCAAUUUCAUAAAAGUCAUGGAGUUAGUAGAUAAUAUGAUGAACAUUAUAAAAAAAUGUUAUAGUUUCUAAAGUCUAAUAAUCAGGCCCGUAGGCUGCCUUAUUAAUGCGGACCUUACUACUAACUAGUUAGCUCAAUGCACAGGUAUAGUGUGCUCGCACUUAAAGCGUGAAACAAAUAGUACUAAUUAUUACUAAAUAGUGUUGAUUAUAAAAUAGGAAACAAAGGAAUUUGUAUCACCUAUUUUGUAGUAUUUAUAUUUCACGCAUUUAGUGCGAGCACUCUAGUGCGUAAAGACUGGCUGCUAGAAUGAGCAGUUCAUAACAAACUAUCUCACAAACACUGAGUUCAUAAAAAAAAGAGUUUUAAAAUAGAACAAUAAAAAAGAGAAACACCGGACCUUUUAAGCAAGCCUACGGGCCUAGACAUUAGAAAAUACAAUGGGCGGUUAAACCGUCGUCAUAUAUAUAAUCAAUAUUUAACUCAAUUUCAUCUAAGUAUUUAUCAUGUUAGUAAUCUUAAACUUUGGUUCAGCUUUGUCUUUCAAAAAAGAACUCAACACAUGAGAAACGGAAACAAUAAUAAUAUAAUAGGGUCGUUAGCCUGAGGUUAAGUAAAUUCCAUACAUUUUUUUUUCGUAUGUGCUUUGAAAAUUGUUCAUUACCGUCAUGUGAAGAUUUAGUGCAUGAGCCGGAGUAUCCAAAGCUUAAAAGUGUACAUAUAUGGUUUAUAAUUUGGUGGUGUGGGAAAAAGCGUGUAUUCUAACUCUGGUAAGCAAGCUCUUCUAGCAUGUAGUAACCGCGUUGCUAUACGAAAAUAAACAGCUAUAAAACACACA
Molecule: messenger RNA, 3488 nt
Organism: Exaiptasia diaphana
Lineage: Eukaryota; Metazoa; Cnidaria; Anthozoa; Actiniaria; Aiptasiidae
Product: sodium/glucose cotransporter 5
Exons: 11
Coding region: 482-2464 (660 amino acids)
Biological process (GO): transmembrane transport
Cellular component (GO): plasma membrane
Molecular function (GO): D-glucose:sodium symporter activity
Source: RefSeq, a predicted model, not a curated record